Molecule: messenger RNA, 1945 nt
Organism: Salvelinus fontinalis (brook trout)
Lineage: Eukaryota; Metazoa; Chordata; Actinopteri; Salmoniformes; Salmonidae
Product: B-cell receptor CD22-like
Exons: 11
Coding region: 1-1914 (637 amino acids)
Source: RefSeq, a predicted model, not a curated record
AUGGCCUUGAGAACAGCAGGAAGUGUGUUGGUGGUCUUUCUCUGGUCUGUAGCAGUGGUACAGGGCCAGAAUGGCUGGAGUGUUACAUACACCACUCAGAGUAUCUGUGCCUUGAAGGGGUCAACCGUGGAGAUGUCCUGCUCUUACACAUAUCCCAGUGGUUAUAUAGUCACAACAACCUUGUGGUUCACUAAAAUGUAUAAUGGGAAACCUGUGAGUCUGAGUGAUGACCCAGACUACAAGGUACAUGUGACAUACCGUAAGGAUAAAGAGAAUGGUCACACCCUGACAAUCACAGACCUGAGAGAGAGUGACUCAGCUACAUACAAAUUCAGAUUUACAGAUCAGACUGGAGGAUGGAGAUAUACUGGCAAUCCUGGAGUCACUCUGUCUGUCACCGGUCUUCAGGUGAAUGUGACUGGUGGACAUCAGGAUAAGACACUGACCUGUAGCACCACCUGUACUCUGACUGACAACCCCACCUACAUCUGGUACAAGAACGGACAACAUCUAGAUGAGAGCACCUCCCCCCAGUACAAAGACCCAGUCUCCAGUAACUAUGAAGACAGCUACUCUUGUGCUGUAAAAGGCCAUGAGGAUCUCCACUCUCCUGCAGUGUGUGUCCAGAGCCAGGACUGCAACAGAGUGACUUACACCAAGAGGAAAAUCUGUUCCUUGAAGGGGUCAACAGUGAACAUAUCCUGUACUUAUGGCAGUGGUUAUGAUACCGUCACAUCAUCACUCUGGUUUAGCACUAAUCAGAGUGACAGCUGGAGUAAUAAAUUGAUCCCUGAGGACCUAACCACAGACCCAGGGUAUGCAGGUCGUGUGGAGUAUGCAGGAGAGAAGGAGAGAGGUCGCUCCACCCUGAGAAUCACAGAUCUGAGAGAGGAGGACUCUGCUGAGUACAAGUUCAUAUUCAACACAGAAACCUCAGAAUGGGGAUACAGUUUCCCUGGAACAACUCUGACUGUUACAGGUCUUCAGGUGAAGGUGACUGGUGGAUAUUGGUAUAAGACACUGACCUGUAUCACCACCUGUACUCUGGCUGACAACCCCACAUACAUCUGGUACAAGAACGAACAACAUCUAGAUGAGAGCACCUCCCCCCAGUACAAAGACCCAGUCUCCUGGAACUAUGAAGACAGCUACUCUUGUGCUGUAAAAGGCCAUGAGGAUCUCCGCUCUCCUGCAGUGUAUGGCCCAAAGAACACCUUAGUGUUAGUCAGUCCCUCUGGUGAAAUAGUGGAGGACAGUUCAGUGACUCUGACCUGCAGCAGUGAUGCCAACCCACCUGUGGACAAAUACACCUGGUACAAGAAGAAUGGAGGUCACUAUAAGUUCUCCUAUGUGAACACAGGACCACAGCAAGUCUUCAAUCAUAUCCAGUCCUCUGACACUGGAGAGUACUACUGUGAGGCCUGGAAUGGGAUGAAGACAGGGAGGACUGAGUCUAUCAACAUUGAUGUGAAAUGGAAACAGUCCUCAGUUCUGACUGCAGCUGUAGGAAUCAUAGUGGUUGUUCUGGUUCUCAUCCUCUGUCUCUCUGGACUCAUGUGGUUCAGGAAGAAGGUCUCCACAUCCACCUCCAACACAAGAGACACAGCAGAUGAUGGACAGGGAGACUCUAGUCCAGUGUAUGACAACAUCUCAAACAUGGCCAUGACCCCUACUGCAGCACAGACAGCAGCCACAGACUACCAGGAUGAUGUUCACUACGCCAGCGUCCGCUUCUCUCGUUCCAAAAACCAGGAUGUUUCUCUGUACUCCACCGUCCAAGUGCCUCAGCCCCAGAAAGAGGAUGAGUAUGUCCAGUACGCUGCUCUGAAAUUCAACCUCCCAGUGCUGCCACCUGCAGCACAAGAAGCUGAGGAGGACUCCUCUGUUCUCUACAGUACAGUCAACAAACCCUGAACCAAGAAGACCCGAACACAACAAACCCAGA